AUGACAGACUUGAGCGCACCAAAUCUCUUUUCAGUUAAGGGCAAGGUCGCCCUAGUGACCGGAGGAGGAACUGGCAUUGGAAAUAUGAUCGCUAAGGCACUUGUGCGUAAUGGUGCUAAAGUUUACAUCGCAUCUCGGAAAAUAGAUAAUUUAGAAAAGGGUUUCUUUACGUUAACAGCUGCAUCAGAAUUAAAUGCUCUCGGACCAGGAACCUGUGUUGCUAUUCAAGCAAACCUAAACACAAAGGCUGCAUGUGAACAGUUGGCUGCCGACAUUAGUUCUCGAGAAGAUAAACUUCAUAUCCUAGUAAACAAUUCUGGAGCAACUUGGGCUGCUCCACUGGAGGAUAUACCUACGAGCGCUUGGGAUCGCGUGAUGAAGUUGAAUGUCUAUGCUGUUUAUUAUUUAACCAUGGCAUGUCUGCCGCUUCUCACGAAAGCAAGCCAAGGGCCAAAGGAUCCUGCGAGAGUUCUUAUUAUCGGGAGUGUGGGAGGUCUCGUUGCAACAGAGUUGAAGAGUAUUAAAAAAAACGGCAAUUACAGUAUCAUGGCUUAUAAUACCUCAAAGGCGGCCGUCCAUCAUAUGGGCAAGGCUUUAGCAGCUCAUUUAACUUCCCGCGGUAUAAAUGUGAAUGUGAUUGCCCCAGGCGUUUUCCCGACAAUAAUGUCCAAACACCAAGACGAAAAGGGUUCAAUCGAAGAGACCCCAAUGGGUCGAUUGGGAAUCGAAUCGGAUCUUGCAGGUACGGCCUUGUAUCUCUCUUCUACCGCCGGAGCAUAUGUUUCCGGUGCUGUCAUUCCAGUUGAUGGCGGACUAUCGCUGGGAAGUGGUGGAUCGCCCCAGAGCCAAGUAACCUCAAAAAUUUAA
Molecule: messenger RNA, 867 nt
Organism: Paraglomus occultum
Lineage: Eukaryota; Fungi; Glomeromycota; Glomeromycetes; Paraglomerales; Paraglomeraceae
Source: the annotation of a GenBank genome assembly